Papilio xuthus (Asian swallowtail) is the source of this 2184-nucleotide messenger RNA. It is a transcript of the gene Pi4KIIalpha, whose product is annotated as phosphatidylinositol 4-kinase II alpha. Bases 142 to 1506 code for a protein of 454 amino acids. Gene Ontology annotation, molecular function: 1-phosphatidylinositol 4-kinase activity. Gene Ontology annotation, biological process: endosome organization; phosphatidylinositol phosphate biosynthetic process; Golgi organization. NCBI's taxonomy places the organism in Eukaryota, Metazoa, Arthropoda, Insecta, Lepidoptera, Papilionidae. Gene Ontology annotation, cellular component: lysosomal membrane; plasma membrane; endosome. The record is from RefSeq and is a predicted model, not a curated record. The transcript has 11 exons.
UCAGUCAAAUCAUUUUACUCUAUGCUCUAUGGCCCUAGUUGAAUGAAUCGAAAAAGUGUUUGUGUAAAUGAUUGUGGAACAAAGAAUUUUACAACGCGAAAUAGAUGAGGCUCGGUGGAGGACCACUGUUUAACAUUACUCAUGAGUACGGAAGAGACUCUGUUGAAUCUCGAUUUCGACAAACCAAAUUCAAUAAUUACGCCUCCUGAUGACGGCGUGGUAUCAUUGUCCAGUAGUGCCGAGGACAUUUGUUUAGUGCCAGAGGUCGGCUUUGAAGGCAACGUGGAUUCUCCAGGCUUGAACAGGGAGUCGCAGCCGCUUUUGAGCGGCCGUGGCGACUUUGAAGUAUCAUUUAACCAUUUUCCAGAUGACCCACAGUUCAGUGAGCUGGUGUGGCAGGCGGAGGUGGCCAUUGACAAUGGCAUUUACCCCGAAAGGAUAUACCAGGGCUCCAGUGGCUCUUACUUUGUUAAGAAUCCUGGUGGUAAAAUAAUAGGCGUAUUCAAGCCAAAAGACGAAGAGCCGUACGGCAGACUCAACCCAAAAUGGACGAAAUGGAUGCACAAGUUGUGCUGCCCUUGUUGCUUCGGCCGCUCCUGUCUCAUCCCCAACCAAGGAUAUCUGUCUGAAGCUGGCGCUAGUCUGGUCGACUCCAAGAUUGGACUCAAAGUCGUGCCUAAGACUAGGGUGGUGAAACUUGUAUCUGAGACGUUCAACUAUUUGCGUAUAGACCGCGAGAGGUCGAGGCUGAAGCGCGCCAUCACCGAGCAGUUCCCCAAUCUGCGCUUCAACAGAAUGGGACUGCCUCCUAAGGUGGGUUCAUUCCAGCUGUUCGUGGAGGGGUACAAGGACGCGGACUACUGGCUGCGUCGCUUCGAGCAGGAGCCCCCACCACCGCAUCUCAUGAGGAAAUUCCAGCUACAGUUUGAGCGUUUGGUGGUGCUGGACUACAUCAUUCGGAAUACUGACCGCGGCAAUGACAACUGGCUUAUCAAGUACGACGCCCCCAGUGCUAACGGCAACUCGGAACCACUCAAUAUGACGGACCCCACGGAAUGGUCAGGUGGUAACGUGGAGGUGAGAAUUGCGGCCAUCGACAACGGGCUGGCGUUCCCCUUCAAGCAUCCUGACUCCUGGCGCGCCUACCCAUACCACUGGGCCUGGCUGCCGCAGGCCAAGAGACCCUUCAGUCAGGAGACUAAAGAACUGGUGCUGCCGCUGCUCUCCGACAUGAACUUCGUACAAGAAUUAUGCGAUGAACUGCAUAUAUUAUUCAAACAAGACAAAGGUUUCGACAAGGGUCUGUUCGAGCGACAGAUGUCGGUGAUGCGCGGCCAAGUGCUCAACCUGACGCAGGCCCUCAAGGACAACAAGAGCCCUGUACAGCUCGUGCAGAUGCCCGCAGUCAUUGUUGAGAGGUCCAAAAGUGGCACGACGUCGUCUCGUUUCUUCGAUUCGUUCCAGCAACGCUUCCAGCACAAGUCGCCGUUCUUCUCCUGGUGGUGAACACACCGCAAACUGACAAAUGUCACGGCGCUUGUCACGUGGCGACGCUGCUAUAUAUAGUUAAAUAAAUGUAUGUAUGUAUGUAUGUAAUUGUAGAUUAGUACAUUUUCAAAUUAUAUGUAUCAUGUGGAGACACAGUGUAGUGUGCCGGCAGACAUGUCAGUCAUCAUUUUAUAACUUCCUAAUAUUGACUACUUGUAUUAAUGACAUCAACAAAUUGAUAUUUAUGACAAAUAUAAUGGAAUUAAAAAACUUCAAGUAAUGCUUAAUACCUAAAUACAUAUCAAAUUUACUAAGUUGAUAAUGGAUUUAGGUAUUUUCAUAGUUUCACUAAACUUUAACUAUUAGCUUACUACCUUUACUUAUGUCUAUUUAAUAUAAUAUUUCUUGAUAUGACUUGAGACAUCCAUUUUUUUUAUAUCAAUCGAUAAUACUCAAUAAUAAGACAUAUAAAUACUAAAUCAAACUGUAAAUGUUAUUAUUAUGAAGAGUAAUUAUAAAAAAUAUGAAAAAAUUAUAUUUGCACUGAUGUCUCUGUUGGUGCAGUACACUGUGACAGUAACAGCAGUUGGGUCGGAGCUAGUCGUGUGUUGAAUGAAUCUGAGAUGUCUUUAUUUAUUAAGCUCUUGUUUUAUAAUCACUAUUAAAACUAAUUUAUAUAAUUUCUAUAAAAAAACU